CGAGCCCACCCAUUCUCCCCCCGUCUGUGUGUGUGAGGCGGAGAGAGAGUUAAACAGGGAAGGUCUUCGGCAGGGAGGGAGAGAAACUGCGCGCUGGGGGCGUGUGUGACUUCGUGUAUGUGCGCGCGCGCGCUACUUUAGAGUAAAGGGGAGAAGAAGAGGAGAAAAGGGAGAAAAAAAGCUGAAGUGGCCGCCAUAUCGUGAGGGUUUCAUGCGGACGUGUGGCUGAGGAGCCCCGCUCGACUCCGCGGACUCAUGGGAAGCUCGCACUUGCUCAACAAAGGCUUGCCUUUAGGCAUUCGACCCCCCAUCAUGAACGGGCCCAUGCACCCCCGCCCCCUGGUGGCCCUGCUGGACGGGCGCGACUGCACCGUGGAAAUGCCCAUCCUGAAGGACGUGGCCACAGUGGCGUUCUGCGACGCUCAGUCCACGCAGGAGAUCCACGAGAAGGUACUGAACGAGGCUGUCGGGGCACUUAUGUAUCACACCAUAACGUUAACGCGAGAAGACCUGGAAAAAUUCAAGGCACUUAGGAUAAUAGUCCGAAUUGGGAGCGGCUUCGACAACAUCGACAUCAAGUCUGCGGGCGAUUUAGGGAUCGCCGUGUGUAAUAUGCCAGCAGCUUCAGUGGAGGAGACAGCGGAUUCCACCAUGUGUCACAUCCUCAACCUGUACAGACGAACAACUUGGCUCCACCAAGCGCUGCGUGAGGGGACACGCGUGCAGAGUGUGGAGCAGAUCCGCGAGGUCGCGUCUGGCGCAGCCCGUAUCCGAGGGGAGACGCUGGGCAUCAUUGGCCUCGGACGUGUUGGGCAGGCUGUGGCCCUGAGAGCCAAGGCCUUUGGUUUCAACGUGAUAUUCUACGACCCGUACCUGUCGGACGGCAUGGAGCGAGCUCUGGGCUUGCAGCGCGUCAACACUCUGCAGGACCUCCUUUUCCACAGUGAUUGUGUCACCCUCCACUGCAGUCUCAACGAGCACAACCAUCACCUCAUCAACGACUUCACCAUCAAACAGAUGCGCCAAGGCGCGUUCCUGGUGAACACAGCACGCGGAGGUCUGGUGGAUGAGAAGGCCCUGGCGCAGGCCCUGAAGGAGGGAAGGAUACGGGGGGCCGCCCUGGACGUGCACGAAACAGAGCCCUUCAGUUUCAGCCAAGGGCCCCUGAAAGACGCACCCAACCUAAUCUGCACGCCUCACGCAUCCUGGUACAGCGAGCAGGCCUCCAUAGAGAUGCGGGAGGAGGCGGCCAGGGAGAUUCGCAGAGCCAUCACAGGUCGCAUUCCCGACAGUCUCAAGAACUGUGUGAACAAGGACUACCUGACCCAGGCCACACACUGGGCCGGCAUGGAUCCUAGUACCAUUCACCCAGAGCUCAACGGGGCCUACAGGUACCCCCCAGGUGUUGUGAGCUUGGCCUCCGGGGGCCUUCCGCCAGCAGUCGAGGGCAUCGUGCCCAGCGCCAUGCCCAUUUCCCACGGCCUUCCCACCGUGGCCCAUCCCCCGCACGCCCCUUCUCCUGGCCAGACAGGAAAACCAGAGGUGGAACGGGAGCAGCACCCCAGCGACCAGUUGUAGCCCCACCGCCGCUCCUGACUCCACCCACCCAGCUGUGGAGCGCACCCCCCCCUCCUUUGUUGCAGCCCCCCCAGCGGGGGCCACGAUGGGUUCCCAACCAUACCCGUGAAAGAGUGGAUUCACCGGAGUCUAACGCAGUUCUGAAACUGAUCCAGAAAAAAAUUGGUGGCAAUUGUUCUGUUCAAGCUCUUCGUGAGGGAGAUGAAUAACGUGGAUUUGAAAUGAAAACAGAGAGGAGAAAAAAAAUCCCUAAGUAUGAAUCGUAGUUUGUCCCUGUAUAGUGGACUGAUUUUACUGUUUCUGUGUCUUUCCGGGUUCCUCAUUAAGCAAAAGUAGUUAAUUAUAUCAUGAAUGUAACCUGUCUGUGUACAGUUUUUAGAACAUUUAAGAGGUUUGUUUGUUUAGACGUUAAAAAAAAAACAAAACAAAGAUCGCCACACAGAUGAAAGGGAGGCAUUCAGUGAAAUGAUUUCGAAGACAACUAAAUAUAUAUCUGUUUUUAUGUUUUAAAAGCCCAAAAAGAGGCAGUUUUAAGGCAGACCUUCUCAGGAAAUAUUUUUGUUCCCCACUUUGUUUCCUUUGUAUGCCACAUAGUGCAUUGUUUUGUACUUUCUUGUAUUUUAUUUUUUAGGGCAAUUUAGUACCAAAUUUUAAAGAGAUCAGUUCUGUUUAUUUCAGAUUUUCCUUUUAAAGGGGCCUGGAUUCCCUGCGUUUUACCUUCCAGUAAAAAAAAAAUGUGACACGUUUCAGGAGAAAUGACAGAACUUUCCCAUGCAAACCUGACGAUGUGCUUGCGUGACCUGUCUUCAGUGUAACUCCGUCAGCGGUCGUUCGUCCACGAAGCAGCGCUCAGCUGGCCCGGUAGCAGCAUCUCAUUGCCUACAUUGGUUCCUCCUGGUAAAGUGGUAGGCUAGCAAUAUGUUUUUUUGGUUUGAAAACAAAGAAAAAAAUGAACAGAAAUGUUUGUG
Messenger RNA from Scleropages formosus (Asian bonytongue), 2546 nucleotides. It is a transcript of the gene ctbp1, whose product is annotated as C-terminal binding protein 1. Bases 256 to 1578 code for a protein of 440 amino acids. The transcript has 9 exons. Lineage: Eukaryota; Metazoa; Chordata; Actinopteri; Osteoglossiformes; Osteoglossidae. Gene Ontology annotation, molecular function: transcription coregulator binding; transcription corepressor activity; transcription coactivator activity. Gene Ontology annotation, cellular component: nucleus. The record is from RefSeq and is a predicted model, not a curated record. Gene Ontology annotation, biological process: regulation of transcription by RNA polymerase II.